AUGGAUCAACCUCAGGGCUUUGUAAGUAAAACCCAUCCACAAUAUGUAUGCAAUCUUAAGAAAGCCUUGUAUAGACUAAAACAAUCACCGAGAGCCUGGUUCGGAAAGAUUGCUGAAUUUCUCGAACAUAACGGAUAUUCUAUAACUGCUUUUGAUGCAAGUCUUUUUGUUAAAAGUAAAGGAGACAAGGUUGUUGUGGUUCUGGUAUAUGUAGAUGAUCUGAUAAUCACAGGAAACUAUGAUGAAAUGAUUACUCGGCUCAAAGAAAAUCUCUGCACUCGGUUUUAUAUGAAAGACUUGGGAAGGUUGAAUCAUUUCCUAGGUUUAGAGUUGAGCUACCAGCAUGAUGUGAUUGUUUUGCAUCAAAGGAAACAUUCCACAGACCUGUUAAAUAAGUUUGGGAUGUUAGAUAGCAAGCCAGCAGUAACACCCAUGGAUGCAAAUGUCAAGUUUAGUGCAACAGCAGGUAGAGAACUGGAAGAUGCUUCAAUAUAUAGAAAUAUUGUGGGAAGACUUAUAUAUUUAACUCUAACGAGACCUAAUAUAGCCUUUGCUGUUAGAGUUUUGAGUCGCUUCAUGCAAAAUCCAAGAAAGCCUCACCUGGAUGCAGUACGAAGGGUACUAAGUUAUAUCAAGAUGACACUAAAUUGGGGUAUUUCUUUCAAGAAAGGAGAAGAAAGCAAGCUGUCAGGCUACUGUGAUGCAGAUUAUAUUGGUGAUGUCAAUACACGUAGAUCAACCACAUGUUACUUGUUCAUGUUGGGAUCUAGUGUGGUAACUUGGUGUAGUAAACGACAACCUAUAGUCUCGUUAUCAACAACAGAAGCAGAGUAUAGAGUUGCUGCAAUGGCAGCUCAGGAGUGUGUAUGGCUGGUACAAUUGCUAAAGGAUCUUAAACAGGAGGUGAACUAUAGUGUACCAUUGUUCUGUGAUAAUUUAUCUUCUAUACAAUUUGCUGAGAAUCCCACGUUCCAUGCCUGA
Messenger RNA from Lactuca sativa (garden lettuce), 981 nucleotides. The record is from RefSeq and is a predicted model, not a curated record. Lineage: Eukaryota; Viridiplantae; Streptophyta; Magnoliopsida; Asterales; Asteraceae.